This is a messenger RNA of Gigantopelta aegis, 3360 nucleotides long. RefSeq lists its product as uncharacterized. Bases 123 to 941 code for a protein of 272 amino acids. The record is from RefSeq and is a predicted model, not a curated record. Lineage: Eukaryota; Metazoa; Mollusca; Gastropoda; Neomphalida; Peltospiridae. The transcript is spliced from 5 exons.
UCGAGAUUGUGCACCGCCAACUGCUUAUAGGACCGGAGGUGGGAAAACACGAGACUGUGAGAUGGAGUCAGUGAGUCAGUGAGUCAGUCAAUAAACACACACACACACACACUACAGAGAGCAUGUGCACGAGAACUACACAUCGCACAAUGGAUACGUUUCUUAGCACCGUCUGCUACACGAUUUCCUACAUUUUGGCGGUUAUGACGGCAGUAACAGCGGAAUGUCCGCAGACUGCUCUGAAGCAGGCCCAGCUGUGUACGGCCAGUCUCGGGAUCGGUCCGCCCCAGACCAGCCAGCCUAGCGCGUUCGUUGCUAUGGGCAAAGUGGAGACGGCGAAGAAAGCAUGCAGAGAACGCGAGCUUCACAAGGCGGUGGACUGUUUACAGGUGAUCUCAGACAAGUGUACAGGGAACACGGAAAGAGAACACAUACUGCGAAUGAUGGUCGACGUACAGAACACAAGACGUAGUGUGGAGUAUUUCUGUAAUCAUUUACCUGUAUACGAAGCUCACGCGGAAUGUAUAGCAGAACAGCAUCACCAACAGGAAUUGUGUGCAAGAAACGUCAAGAAAAACUUCGAAACAAAGGUCAAGGCUACGUCAAAUGUGGACGUGAUGAUGACGUCUACAUGUCGAUUUUUCCGCGCUGCUGUCACCUGCUCUGAGAAAAUACUCAAAUGUAAGUGCGGGGAAGCAGCAGCCGACAUCGUGGUCAACAUGCUGAACGGAUUUCAGCCUCCGAAAUGCCUCGAAAUGGAGGCAGACCCCAACUACAAGGUCGCCGAGAUAGACGCCACCACCACGGGCUGCGGAGCGGCGGGAUCAAUGCAGACGAUAUCGGAAACGAGCGUAUUCGUGUUUCUGUGCAUACUUCUACAGUGUGUCUUGUUCAUUAACCUGGACUUAGACUUUGACCUAAACAUUCAGUUCAAUAGGUGAAGGUAGCAAUAGGUUCGUUUAAGCCAUCUAAAAGAGGCAAGAUGGAUGCCAUUCAUCAUUUUUUUUUUUGAUAGUGGCCUGGACUGUCGAGUGACUAAUGGAAAUGAUUUUUAACAGGGCCGUACCUGCCUACUGGGUGGGCGGUGGUGGGCCGGUUGCUACCUCCCAAAAAGAUACAAACAAUAUGCCGUUUAUAGUUUAAAAGUGCCCUUUGUGUUUUAACUACAAAAAACCCUAUGCUAUUAUGCCCUGAUUCUGUUUUUGUCUUACUGCCCAUCACCACUACCCCACUCCGCCGUUAAGGUAGGCUAGGUUCGACCCUGUUUGGGGAAUGUUGUGUUUGGCUACUUGCCUUUUUGACUGUGAUAAAAACAAGUUCAUGUAUACGUGUGUAUAGCAAAAUUCAUUUUCAGUUAUAAGAAAAAGUAAAAAAACCCACACCAAAAACAACCCAACAACAACAGAGGGCGCCCAUAGGGACUACGCCCCUCCCCCUCCGCCAAUCACGGCUCCUUUUUCCCCCACCGGGUGAUAUAUUUUCCUGUCUCCCCAUAACAUGCCUAAUAGAGAGCAUGAUUGCCUCCUCCCUCUCCCCGCAAUGCCCUUCCUCCCCCGCCCCCAAUAAAAUCCUGACAAUGCCAAUGUAAUUAGGUCACAGAUAUUAAGGUAUUAAUUACUGUCUGGAUAUCUCUCGUUCUGAAUAGAUAUGAAUCGAUCCAAAAUGCACGUGGGAGCCACCAGCCUGCUGGCAUAUCACCAAAGCUAUCAAAACUAUAAAUUACAUAAAUUAAUGGACCGAUCCCGUACGUAAUGCACCUUGUUUUGUGAACAUCUGGUGCUAUUAAAGACGCAAUAUCGGGAUUUUUAAAAAAUAUAUGUUAUAUUUUAUCCAGUAAUAUUUUUACCUGUAUAGUUUCUUCAGUAGGUAUUAUUGAUGAGCACAAUAUUACAACUGACGUCUACUGUUUAUAGGAAGGAAAGAAUUUUUUUUUUUUUUUUUUUUUAAUGACGCACUCAUCAUAUUUCAAUUACGGUUAUAAAUAUGGCGUCGGACGUUAUGGUUAAGGGAGAGGAAACCCGUUGCAAUUGGCUACUCUUUCCGAUUAGCAGCAAGGGAUAUUUUAUCACACAGAUAGGAGUGUGUACCCACACCACAGCCUUUGUUACAUCAGUUGUGGAACACUGGCUGGAACGUGAAAUAGCCCAAUGGGCCCCAACGACGGCGAUCGAUGCUGGACCGACCACUCAUCAGGCAAACGCUUUAUCACCGAGCUACGUCCCUCCCCAACUCUUUAUAGUUUUCAGGGGGGAAAAGAGACUUGGAUUCGAGAACACUUAAAAUUAUGCUUUUUUACGAUUAUGGUUGCCAUCGAUGCUGCCGUUAUCAAACGAUUUUAUGAUAUAGCCUAGACUUAUGUUACUUGUUCAUGUAGCUUACUUUAUUUUCUGUAUAUAAAUACAUUUUAGAAAUUACAUAAUAUGUAUUGUAAAAUGGGAUGGGAGUGGGAUUUGUACUGGAGUUGACAAGCUCAUAUGAAUUCUUAAGCGCGUACGGACUUAAUAUACGUAUCAAGUAUCGGUACGUAACAAGACAUUUAUGCUAGGAACAGACUACCAACUGCCAGCACAAAGUUGACCAACGUUCUGCUAUGACGACUUCUACAACUGUCCAGUUGCUAGUCCGGGCGCUCUUACAACUCGAGUCUCGUCAUAUAACCCAUUAGUUAUUAAUCUUAGAUCAUCCGUUUAAGUCGGGAGUUGGGAAAAUUAGAACGCAACCGUCGCAUUGGCCAACUUCAUCGUGACAGUUGACAGUCUGAUCCUAGCAAUAUCUUGACAGUCUGUGCAAAAUGUCAACAUUGUAUCACGACUGAUAACGAAAACUUAAUGAUUAAUUCAAAUGGCAUUUGUGUGUUGCAUUUAAUAAAUUAGUGCCUUGAAAUAAGUCGAUGUUCCCUUUAGUAGAAAAUACUUCCACCAAGACUGUACAAAUUAGUGGAUCCUUUAUUGUUGUUGUAGAUUUUCUGGUAGUUUAUAGUUAAGUCCCUGUUUUUCGGGGGUGGUGUGUGGGAGGUAUUAAAUACUUUAAUAAGAGAAAUUUCCUAAACGGGAAUUUCUUGACCAUAAGUGUAAGAGUCACCGUUGGCUUCUUUAUUAUUAUUUUUUUUUUUUUUUUAAAUUAUUAUUAUUCAUUCAUUUAAUAUUUUGUGUAUAUUUUUCAGCAUUUUAAAUAUAUUUGUUUCAUUACUAUUAUUAUUAUUUUACAUUUUUAUGUGUAUGUAAUUGUAUAUGUAUAUGUAUAUGUAUGCGCAGUUACGUAUGAGUAUGGAUAUGGGUUAAUUUGUUUAAUGUGAAUCACUUGGUGUAUAAUUAUAUUUGAGUGUUCGGGGGGGGGGGGGGGGGGGAUGUUACAUUAGAU